Molecule: messenger RNA, 1374 nt
Organism: Nematolebias whitei (Rio pearlfish)
Lineage: Eukaryota; Metazoa; Chordata; Actinopteri; Cyprinodontiformes; Rivulidae
Gene: tmod4
Product: tropomodulin 4 (muscle)
Exons: 10
Coding region: 159-1178 (339 amino acids)
Biological process (GO): pointed-end actin filament capping; myofibril assembly; muscle contraction
Cellular component (GO): striated muscle thin filament; myofibril
Molecular function (GO): tropomyosin binding
Source: RefSeq, a predicted model, not a curated record
CCAGGGAGAGAGGAAGGAGGAGGAGGAGGGGGGUAAAAAAAAAAAGAGACAAUCUGCUCAGAGCUGCCUGGGGGGCUUCAGCUCUGUGUUUCUGUGAAGUGCCCUCACAUCCAGGGAGUGCAGUGGUGUGUAUGAGUGAGUGUCUGUGAGCCGGAGCCAUGUCAGACCCCAGGGACAUCGACGAGGAUGCCAUCCUCAGGGGCCUCAGUGCCGAGGAGCUGGACCAGCUGGAGUAUGAGCUGCAGGAGAUGGACCCAGAGAAUGCCAUGCUGCCAGCUGGUAUGAGGCAACGCGACCAGACGAAGAAGAGCCCGACGGGGCCCUAUGACCGCGACGCCCUGGUGCAGUACCUGGAAAAGGAGGCUCUGGAGUGCGAGGACAGGGAGGACCUGGUGCCUUUCACUGGAGAGAAGAAAGGGAAGGCAUUUAUAGCAAAGAAAAGAGAGAUCCCUCAGAACGAGCAGAUCACCCUGGAGCCGGAGCUGGAGGAGGCUCUGAAAAACGCCACUGACGCAGAGAUGUGUGACAUCGCAGCCAUUCUUGGGAUGUACACGUUAAUGAGCAACAAGCAGUACUACGAUGCUCUGGGCACCACAGGAACAAUCGCCAACACAGAGGGCAUCAACAGUGUUGUGAAACCAGAUCCAUUCAAGAUCUUCCCUGAGGAGCCUCCAAACUCAACUAAUGUGGAGGAGACCCUGGAGAGGAUCCUGAACAAUGACAGCUCCCUCAUUGAGGUCAACCUUAACAACAUCAAGGACAUUCCCAUCCCUACACUGAAAGAGAUUUUUGAGGCAAUGAAGGGAAACUCUCAUGUUGAAGUUUUAAGCAUUGCUGCGACGCGUAGCAACGACCCCGUGGCCUAUGCAUGUGCUGAGAUGCUACAGGAGAACACCAGCUUGCAGAGUCUUAAUGUUGAGUCCAACUUCAUCACUUCAGACGGCAUGAUGGCCAUCAUGAAAGCCAUGGCUAACAACGCCACACUGGUGGAGCUCAAGAUAGACAACCAGAGGCAGAAACUUGGCGACACAGUUGAGAUGGAGAUCGCCUCCAUGUUGGAGAACAAUUCCAGCAUCCUCAAGUUUGGCUACCACUUUAACCAGCAGGGUCCUCGUGCCAGAGCCGCCAUGGCCAUCACAAGAAACAACGACAUGCUUCGCCAACAGAGACUGAGAUGAAGUUAAAAGAAGAAAAAGCACGAACCGCUUCUGCCCCUCGGAACCUGCAGACGAUGCCGUUGAUGGUCCUGUGCCAGUGAACCAAUCAUCCCACAUGAACCGCAGAGGAAACCACGUCCAACAUCCAUCCGCAACCUUUUCAUUUACUGCAACAAGCUUUCACGUGCUAUAUUCAUCAUAAAGGCAACGAGCAAAA